AUGGAAAGGACGUAUUCCCAGAUUGCGCAAGCAAGCAAUGACCAGCAGCAACAACCACAACAGCAAACAGAUUUACAAGUGAAGCAACCACAACCACAACAGGAACAACAGCAGCAGCAACAACAACAGCAACAACAACAACAAACAACCAUGCAGAUACAGCUUCCAUCUGCCACGUUUGGACCACAAUCCCAGCAACGGCCAGCGUCACCGUUCAUGCCGCUGGAUUUAUCAGGGACGACCGUCUUUGAUUGGGUGGCCGCUGCUACCGGCAACAAUAAUGCUGCUACGUGUACUAUUACAAAUAAUCAAGACGACGAACACAUGGCUAUUUCCGAUGAUGCGAACAAUGGCAAUGAUACUGUUCAUGGUACAGCAACAGUGUCAGCAUUUCAGGACAUUAAACCAUUGUCAUUGAGCAUGGAUCCGACUAGUACUACUGCUACUACUACUGCUACCCGGCCAUCAUCACUCUUUGUGGAAACCAAGAGGAUGAGUCCGCUUGCAUCGUGGAUCACCAAUGAUGACACUACUACUUUUACAAACACCAAUACCUUCAAUCCACAGGAGUAUCAGUUGAUGGACCCCAAGCAUCAAUCACUCUUCUUUUUGCAAACGGCAGCGGAACAAGAGGCUGUCAACAAAGCGAUUGAACGGGAGAAUGCGCUGCUGCAUCAGCAGUUGAUUGACAUGGCCCAAGCAAAGACGCCAACUUCCUUGGACACUUCUAUGGAAGAGGCUAGGGAGCAGUUGCAGCAACAAACGUUACAAGAACAAGAAGAAAGACAAAAAGCUCUGGCCAAGGAAAAUGCCAAGAUCCAAAUCAAGCUAGCCCAAGUCCAAUGGAGGGGUCCGGAACCGAAACUGGCUCCAGCGGUUGAACAGAAACUAUCAGACUUUGAACAAGAACGACUCGAGGCCAUGGAAGUCAAGAAGCAAACCGAGGAACAGGUAGCAAAAGAGAAUGCCCGACUGAAACUCAGAUUGGCCCAAGUGCAAUGGAAACAACCGACGCAUUUGGACGACACCGUCCAACAACGCCGCAAAGAACUGAAAGAAGAACGCCGCAAAAGUAUGGAGGAACGAAAGCACAAGAAUCAGAUAUUGGCCAAGGAAAAUGCUCUUUUGAAGAAACGAUUGUCUCGAGUGCAAGGGAAAUUGUCUAGUCAUCUCGACACCUCGGUCGAGCAACGAAGGCUAGACUUGGUGGAAGAACGUCGCAAGAGUUUGGAACAACUCCGACAAGCCCAAGCUCGUCAAGCAAGCAGCACCAGUACUACUCCUCGCAUGACGACCAAAUCUCCCACCAAUACGACGUUAGACAAUUCUAUUGUACAACGACGUCAAGAGUUGGAGAAUGAGCGACGGCGAAAGGCCGAACGCAAACGACUGGAACUGCGGGCCCACAGCAAGGCCAUGAAGGAACGCUUGAACCGCGUCAGGGGAAAGGAACAAAAGUCUCUAGACAAGGCUACCAAAUCCAAACGUACGGAACUCCAAGAAAAGAGAGCCAAUGCUAGAUUAAAAGAAGAACAAGAGCAAAAGAGACACGGUGCCAAGUUUCGCAAACGUAUGUCCCAAUUCUAUGAGUCGGAGGAAUACCAAGACAACUCACCCGUGGCCACCAUUCAGCGCUUUUCGUUUGAUCAUGACGAACGCCGCAAAGUGCAAAAGAAGAAACAACAAGAGGCGUUGCAAAAGAAAAAGGAGGAAAUGGAACAGCACAAGAAGGAAUUCUUGAAACGGACCCGUGGUAUCAAGCGUGGUCGUACCAACAAAUCGUUGGAUGCCGAAGUCGAAGCUUUGCGCAAAGAUUUGGCCCAAAAGAGCAUUAGUGACAAUCAAGAACGAACGGAAAAGAUUCGCAAGCAGAAUAUGGAAUUCCACAGUCGCGUCAAGAAUGUCAAGGGCCGAGGACACUCAUCGUUAACAACUGCCUCGAAACUACGAUUGGAAGCCACCGCGGAACGGCGCAAAACAUUGACUGCUGACAACAAUGUCAAGCCCAAGCAACAAUUGUCCGAUAUUUCUGGAAGAGAGACCAAGUCGCUAAGUGGUGUGGUGCAAUCUCUGCGGUCCGACAAGGAACAGUCUAGAAAACAAGCCAUUAUGCAAAAGCACAAGGAAUUGAUGCAACACCAAAAGUCCUACAAGAAACGAUUGUCGGAUGUGACAUCCAGAGAUUGCAUGAAGCUGAAUGAAACGACCCAAGCCGUUCGGACCCAACGAAAUGUCAAACGCAACACGGCCGUUCGGGAACGACAAAGGGAACUUCAAAAGCACAAGGCUAAAUUACAGAAAAUGGUGGAGAAUGUCAAGUCGCCCAUUCAACAAAUGAUUAGCAGCAAUAGUUCUACUACUGCUUCGUCGCCUCCCUUGAACUUUUCCAAGACGAAUCGGUCCGAUACAGCAAUGGUCACUCCGUCACCUAUUUCCUUUGGUACAACAACAGAGAUUCAAUCGACUCAACAACAAGUUCCAGGCACGAUCAAACUAUUUGAUUUCCAAACCAUGUCAAAUGCUACAACUCCCGAAAGUAUCCUUCAAGCAGCCAAGAAGUUGUCCAGUGAGAAAAAUAAAUUCUUGGGACAAAAGCGAAUUGUCGAGGCCUCUCAACGGAACCAGCAACUGAAGGAUCACAACUUAAAAUUGCGACAACGGUUGGCACAAUCGGCAGCAGCUUCCAUUCAAAAGUUGGAAUCCACUAUUACUCCUUAA
This is a messenger RNA of Cylindrotheca closterium, 2718 nucleotides long. The record is from the annotation of a GenBank genome assembly. NCBI's taxonomy places the organism in Eukaryota, Bacillariophyta, Bacillariophyceae, Bacillariales, Bacillariaceae.